UGAAUCCUGUUUGAAGGGGGAGAGGGAAAAGAAAGAGCCAGGGGAAUGUCUGAGGGAGUCUGAGGGAGCCGGUGGGCAGGAGAGAGAGACUUUGGACGACAGACUGCAGGAAACACUGGUUUAAAAAUACUCCCUCUGUUGCUAGAAAUAGCCUCGGCUUUGGACAACUUUAUCAGCGGCCGAAGGUUUUGGUGCGCCUUUUUGCUGUGCACUUUUUGGGUAACUAAAAGUUUGGUGGCGAGCGCUCCGUGCUGGGAUCAACCAAAACAACAGAGUAAGGGGGAAAAGCAAGAAGACUUGAGCAGCGCGGAUAUAUAUUUUUUUUUUUUUUUAGUCUGUCUGUUCAGAAAAGGGAACUGAAACGACGGGGUCCGGUUUUCUGUGGAUAAUCACUUUUUCAGCAAAACUUUUUUCAGCGCACAACUUUGGAUCUUUGCGCUGCUGAGAUGCGGUGAUGGAGUCCCUUGAUGUUUCCAAGAUGACUGCUGUCCUUAUGAAGCACAUUUUCAGAGGUGAUCUCCUUUCAAGAAGAACCAUGAGCGACUCUAAAUGGUCGUUUUUGAUCCUCACCUUCAUUUUUGCUGCUUGGAGGCCAGUGACCGCCGGCACUCUCACAGAUCUGGAGUUUGAGAAGAGUCCAACUACUGUCAUCUCUUCCCUGGGCAAACCUGUUACAAUGCAAUGCACCCUGAAGGGGACAGGGGAUGAAGAAGAGGACCCUCCUGAUGUACUCUGGCUGAGAGAUGGCUUUCCACUUCUGUACGCAGACACCAACCAGUUCCAAGUCCACACUGGCAGCAACAGUUGGACGGUCAUUAGUACUCUCAGCAUUGAAAAGGUCCAGCUUCCCGACAUGGGCUCCUAUCAAUGUGCUGUUGUCCUAUCAGAAAGCAACACGACUUAUUCUGAGAGGGGGAGCAUUCAGUUGGAGGGUCUUCCUCAUUUCUCUGUGGAGCCCCAUCACAUGUCUGUAGUGGCCAACGUAUCCCUGAGCUUGAGCUGUGUGGCCCACGGACCUCCAGAGCCAGUCAGGGUCAUCUGGCUGCAGGAUGGCGCUCCCCUCAACUCCCUGUCAGACCCGGUGGCCCUGUCACCCUCCACACUCAACCUCACAGGUUUGAACAGGACCAGCACCUUUUCUUGUGAGGCCCACAACCGCAAAGGUGUGGCCACCUCUGGAUCUGGUACCAUCACUGUUCUCCCAUCCCAGCCUCAGAAUUUGAAACCGUUGGAGAUCACUCAGACCAGUCUCCGUUUAUCAUGGCAGCCCGGUUUUGGAGGCGACUACCCGAUCAUCCGUUGCUCUGUUCAGGCCAAACACAUGGGAGAAAUCUUCACAUCAGGCCCAGAUAAGAUGAUCCACAACCAGAAUGUGAACAUCCCACCAGCCACACACCUCAUCGGGGAUCUGGAGCCCCACAGACUCUACGCUGUCAGGGUGGCAUGUCACAGCAGCCAGGGGCCCUCUGACUGGUCACCCUGGGUGGAGCUACGCACCAAAGAAGGAGUGCCAGACAACUCACCUGUUAAUGUGACCGCGUUGCUAAAUGGGACAGAGGUGCUCAUGACGUGGGAAGGGCCUCCGGGAAAGCUGAAUGGAGAGCUACAGGGCUACGUGGUGGAGUACAGCACGCCUGCCACACAGCAGUUUGUUGUGGAUACUGGAUUGGACACUGAACUGUCAAUCAAUCUGUCUGUCCCCCUUUCCAAUGUGUCUUUUCGAGUGUGUGCCUAUACAGGGGCAGGGCAAGGACCCUGGACCCCCACACAGACUCUGACACUUAUUGCUCCUGAAAUGGAGGGAUUUAGAGGUCCGUCAUCGCCCCCAGCCUUUUCCUGGCACUGGUGGUAUGUGGUGAUGGCCAUUGCCGGGGCUGUGUCCAUAGCUGUGCUCAUGGCUGUUUACGUGGCCAAGCUGCGGCGCAAGGAGACACGUUUUGGAGAGGCGUUUGAACCCAUGAUGGAGAGCGGAGAGCUGGUGGUCAGGUACCGUGCUCGCCGCACCUACAGCCGCAGGACUACAGAAGCAACAUUGAACAGUCUGGGCAUCAGCGACGAGCUGAAGCAGAAGCUCCAAGACGUGAUGGUGGACAGACAUAAACUAACCCUGGGAAAGACCCUGGGAGAAGGGGAGUUUGGCUCUGUGAUGGAGGGGCUGCUGACUCAGGAGGAGUCUGUUCUCAAAGUUGCUGUGAAGACUAUGAAGAUUGCCAUCUGUACCCGCUCAGAGAUGGAAGAUUUUCUUCGUGAGGCUGCCUGCAUGAAAGAGUUUGACCACCCCAAUGUCAUGAGGCUUCUAGGUGUGUGUCUGCAGACUGUGGAGAGUGAAGGUUACCCCUCCCCUGUGGUCAUCCUGCCCUAUAUGAAACAUGGAGAUCUGCACAGCUAUCUGCUGUACUCGAGGCUGGGAGACUGUCCUGUGUAUCUCCCGUCUCAAAUGCUGGUGAAGUUUAUGACCGAUAUCGCCCGAGGGAUGGAGUACCUCAGCAACAAAAAUUUCAUCCACAGAGACCUUGCUGCUCGCAACUGCAUGCUGAAUGAGAACAUGAAUGUAUGUGUGGCGGACUUUGGCCUCUCCAAGAAGAUCUACAAUGGAGACUACUACAGGCAGGGGCGGAUCUCAAAGAUGCCCGUCAAAUGGAUCGCUAUCGAAAGCUUGGCUGAUCGUGUCUACACCACCAAGAGUGACGUGUGGUCGUUUGGAGUCACCAUGUGGGAAAUCGCCACACGGGGCCAGACUCCGUACCCCGGGGUCGAAAACAGCGAGAUUUAUGAUUACUUGAGACAGGGAAACCGUCUCAAACAGCCUCCAGACUGUCUGGACUGCAUCUACUCUCUGAUGUUCUCCUGCUGGCUACUGAGCCCGAAGGAUCGCCCAUCAUUUGAGUCCCUGCGCUGCGAGCUGGAAAAGGCCCUUGAGGAUCUGCCGGAUCUCCAGGACCCAGACGAGAUCUUGUACGUCAACAUGGACGAGUCCUCCAUGGAGCUCGGGGCCGUCGGCGGCCGCGACCCCAUUGGGGGGCCAUCUCCACUCUGCCUGAAGGGUCUGGACUCUGUGACCACUGUGGAGGUCCACCACCCCAACCGCUACGUCCUCUGUCCGCAACACGAGACCAACCGAGCCCUCUCUGACUCCAUGGAGAGCCUGGACAUGCCGGUGUCGUCCUCCACAGCCACGCUGCCUCUUCAGCCGUCCUGCCACUCCACUCCCAACCCCACCCCAGCUCCCACCCCAACUGUCGAGCUGCUGGAGGACAGGGAAGGGUCCAGGAAAAUGCCCUGGCAGUGAUGGCGUCACUUUAAAAAAAAAAAGGACAAGACUCAUCACUGCCAAAGUGUGCCAUCCUUUCAACCCAGUCCAAGAAAAAGAUCCACCCUCUUGCUACUGACUGUAAGAUACCUAACGCGCCCCUACGGACAUAUUUUGCACAACUACACUCAUACCACACGCAGCCGAAGGCAUUCCAAGGAAGUGAGGGAUUGGGAUUAUUUCUUUUGUUAACUCCCUCUCUUCUAAAAAAUGAGCACAUUUCCAAGUGAGUGGUAAUCAUGUGAUUAGUGUAGCAGGAGGAACACUGUUACCAACGAUAGUUAGUGGGUGAAGUUUAGAGCACAUGCUGUUGCCUACAUACACUGCCACACAAUCAGAGAAAUUAAUUCCCAGUCGUUAUAGCAAUAAAAUACCAACUACCUGUGUACAGCAGAGUGUUCUCUCCUUCACGUGAUUAAGCUAAAAAAAAAAAAAAAAUCAAACGUCUCUGUGAAACCAGCUCAGACACUGCCAGGCUGAAUCUACAACCAAACAAACUCAGGAGCUUGAACUUUUCCAGUAAGUAAGUGCUAACAUAGAGGACUCACAUCGGCUGAGGAAACUGUUCCUCUGAUGGAGAAACCUCGCCCAUCCCAAUCCUCUGCUCCUGUGUAACUCAGAGCAAAAAAUAACUUGGUGGGAAAGGAAAGGAAGAAGCAGCAGUGUCUCUUUCGCUGAUCGGGUGAAGUAAUGGCUGGCUUCUUCGAGGUUACAUUGAGGUUUAUGAAGGACAAUAAGAAGAUUUUUCUAGGUUAAAAUCACCAACGUUGUAGUUUUUGUUGGGCUUUUUCUUUUAGCUUGAGCAUCAUCAUUUUUGUACUUUGAAUUGUGGUUUUGGUGUCACAGCUUCAAAGCAUGGAAGGAUUUCCUCUCACCACAGAAAAUCAUGUUAUUCUUCAACUUCAGUUCACCUUACUUGAAGUUAGAAAACUUUACCCAGUAGCAACAGAAUGAAAUAUGAAUUAAAAAGUAAUAAUUACUGAAGAAUUAAAAAGAGAUUACCAAAAUUUGCAAAGAAAAUGAAAUUUUCGGCUUUAGAGACUUUCGUGUUAAGCUUUUUCUUUUUAACGAGGGACCGCCAUCGCAUUAAUCAAAACCUACAGUAGUUUGUGAUAGCCUAAUGUAGCGCUCUAUCAACCUCUGCAUCGUCUCCAGGGGUUGUACUGCUAGUUGUGCAUGAAGCACCGUGAGCCGUUUACAGUUCACACAAGGCAACUUCCUCACUGCAAAACCUGAUUCAACUAGUCUUUACAUCUUUGUCAUAACUCAGGAACCUGAGACUUUGCUCAACAAGGACAGAGGUACUGGUCAAAUCAAGAGGGUACAAAUAAUCAGAAGUAGGCGGAUGGACUGCGGGUAGGUACGGACAUGACGGAGGUACCCAGAGCAAAUGGCGGGAUAAGCUCCUCACCUUUGCUUUUGGCUCAAGCACAGUGUUAUUACACAUUUUGUAAUUUUUUUUAAUUUUUUUUUAUGCUGAUUUUUGUAUUUCUACAACUUUGCACUAAUGUUUUUAUAUCAAUGUAUGUUUGUUUAUAAUUUGUAUAUCUUUUUACGCUUUUUCAUUUUGGUGUUUGUAAUUACUUUUAUGGACACUCUCGGUCAUCCUGCAGACGCCUCUCAUGAAAUCAUUUCACACGUAACAACUUGUAUAUUCUUAAAUGCAGAGAGCGAAAAGCCUGUGAAAAGCAUCGCAGGGGCGUUGAACUCCAUUCGAAGGAGCGUUUUCCGUAAAUGAGCAAACGACCGCGAGACUGGAAAACAUGACUAACCUCGUCAUCUGACGUCAUCCUGCCACUCUCUUAUUCUGGGACAUUUUUGUUUCUCGAGGUUUAGCUCUGUGCAGAAAGCUGAAAACUGAAUGGACGUGUGGUCAUCAAAACCUCUGCUUUGAAGAAAUUUACCAGCUGCAACUUCACAUCAUGCAUGCACUUAUUUUUUAUAUAUAUAAAUAUAUAUAUAUAUGUUUGCUUUAGUUUAUAAUUUUGUCAUUGGAAUGGACCAUAUUCCAACACACAUUUUCGGAGAACAUUUGUUUAAAUGAGGCGCUGUGUUUCUCAGUUGUAUACGUCAAAGGUACUUAUAUAUGAAACAGUAUACAGUGAUAUUUUAUACCUGUAGCAUUACUGAAAUUCCUUGUCAAGUGUACAUUUCUUGCAAUACCUUUGGUACUGUAUACUCAGUGAGUUUUGUGAACCACAUGCUGAGACUGAGGCACUGGUUGUAAUUUUGGUAUUUGUGCAAAUAUUCCACCAAUUUGAAUGCAGAUUUAAACACUUACUGUACUGUGCCAACCAAUGUGUGUUUGGAACAUUUUGGUCUUUAAAAGUUUUAUUGGAGAAAACAAAGCUGAUCUUUCAAGUAGAUUCCUGCAGAAACUGAAAGUCCUUCUUCACGUCAGUUCAGCAUUGAAUCUCAAAUGUACCUUCAGUGCCUUCAGAGAGCCAGUAUUUUGCAUUACAGUAGAUAUGUGUGUGUGAUUCUCUCGGUGUGUUGAAUUGGGAGAAGACUGUACUAUAAUUGCCUUUAUAUUGUCACUGUCAUGAUUUGUAAACACAUUUUUUUUACAGUGCCUACAGUAUUUUGUAUAAGAAAUAAAUGUGUUCAUCAUGA
This is a messenger RNA of Dicentrarchus labrax (European seabass), 5923 nucleotides long. RefSeq names its product tyrosine-protein kinase receptor UFO. Gene Ontology annotation, molecular function: protein binding; ATP binding; transmembrane receptor protein tyrosine kinase activity. Lineage: Eukaryota; Metazoa; Chordata; Actinopteri; Moronidae. The coding region runs from base 455 to 3289 and encodes 944 amino acids. The record is from RefSeq and is a predicted model, not a curated record. Gene Ontology annotation, biological process: phagocytosis; negative regulation of apoptotic process; cell surface receptor protein tyrosine kinase signaling pathway. Gene Ontology annotation, cellular component: signaling receptor complex. The transcript is spliced from 20 exons.